AGAUCUCUUUCCAGGUGCCUAUGACCAUGAUGAGCUCCUUGGUAUGCUAGUCAAAACCAAGAAACUCCAAGUUCAUCAAAUCAAAGAGCAAUUCCCAUUCACAAUGCCUACAUCCAAAUACAGCAGUGAUCUCAAUUGGGAGCCUGAAUCUGUUGUUAUCAAUGGUCAAUCUGCACAAUUUGCAGACUGCUUUUUCACAAUCAAAGGUGCCUCCAAAGAAAACUACCUUGUAUGCCUCCAGUGUAAGUGGCAUCAUGGGUCAGAAAAUCCCAUCACUUCUUAUUCUAAGGAAAUUAAAGAAGAACACAAAAGAACAUGA
This is a messenger RNA of Paraglomus occultum, 319 nucleotides long. Lineage: Eukaryota; Fungi; Glomeromycota; Glomeromycetes; Paraglomerales; Paraglomeraceae. The record is from the annotation of a GenBank genome assembly.